Molecule: messenger RNA, 1131 nt
Organism: Lucilia cuprina (Australian sheep blowfly)
Lineage: Eukaryota; Metazoa; Arthropoda; Insecta; Diptera; Calliphoridae
Product: velvet complex subunit 2-like
Exons: 2
Coding region: 187-951 (254 amino acids)
Source: RefSeq, a predicted model, not a curated record
ACCCAGGAAAUUUUGCAACGCCAAAAAGAAAAACGUGAUAAAUUGGCAGCCGCUCUGCGUAAUUAUAAAAAACGUUUGGGCAAUGUAGAACAAGAAAUAAAUUUACUUACUGGGACAAUACCUACACAGGGUCUAUCCGAAAGACUGGAUGAGGAAAUAAUAAAAUUGAGGAGAGAUUGUCAAGACAUGCUUAGAAGUAGUAACCCAUUUACACAACCGCCAUUACAACAGGAACUAGCAAUAGAUCAUCAGCCGCAACAAAGGCAUCCACAACCUCAACCAUUCCCAAGACAAAGAAUGACACGUCCGCCGCCAAGGCCACCACCACCACGUCAAACUAGUCUAGAUAUAAUACAACAUCAUAGUCAAACAUCAACGCCACAUACACCACCUGCCGCUUCUUUACCAAAUCUUAAUUUCUAUAAUCCACCACAACAGCAACAACAAAAUCACAACAAUUCUUUAACAAUACCUUCAUAUUAUCACCAGCAAUCGGCUGCUUUGAACAGCAAUCAUUUGUAUACAGAUCACAGUAAUUUCGUUAAUCAAGAACCUAUAGACGAUGGUAGUGAAGAGGAGUAUGAAGAAGUGAUUGAACAGCCCUGGGAGUGCAGUAUGUGUACAUUCCGUAAUCAUCCACAAUUGAAUAUUUGCGAGGCGUGUGAGAACGUUAGAAUACCUGGUAGGCUAACAAAUUUAUCUCGUGCUAGAUCGGCCACAAACUGUACUAACAUAGCAGGUGCAGCAGCACGUUCACCAGCAGGCACAGCCUUACAAGUCUCUGGUUCCUCACCUAAUUUGGGUCUAUCGCGUACACCUGCUGGCUCUAGCAAUACCCUUAAUAAUAGCAAUAGCGGUAGCAGAAAUGCCUUAAAUACUGCUACUGUCAAUUUAGAGCAUGAUACUAAUCUUGUGCAACAACAGUUACAACAUUAUGCUUUGCAUACUUAAUUGCGUUUUUUAUUGUGUAUGAAAUAUUGUUAUUUUUUUUUAUAAAUUUUUAUUAAUUAAUCUACUUUUUUUUACUAAUUAUGUUUAAAAAAAAAUUUACUUUUUUUGCUUUAUUUUACUGUUACUUUUGUUUUAUGUUAAUUUAAUAAUAAUGGCAUGUUAAGCAGAAUUAACCCUUAA